UUCUUUAAUCUGCAUCUUUCAGUGUGUGUCUCUGCUCUCAUAUAUCUUUCUCUUUCUCUGAGGAUUCCCAUAUGACACUUGAAGCUUUUGACAUUCUAUCAGCAGACAUUGCUACAGCCUUUUCACUUUACCCUCUUUAACUACCCCUUUCACGCACGCACGCACACGCCACUCUCUCUCUCUCUCUCUUCCCCUAUAACUUCGGGCGCAGAGAAGAUGCUGCAUACAAGGCAGAGAUCCACCACCACCACCACCAUGGUUCAAGUAGCUGCCUCAUCCUUCCCACAAAGGAGGAGAACUCCUUCAUUCUCUUCCUCUCUUCUCGACGCCAUUUACCAUUCUAUCGACGAAUCAAAAUCCCACCUUGAUCAACAUCAACAACUGGGUAUCACUAUGGCUACUCCCUACACUACCGCCACCACCACCAAACACAACCACCAUGGCGGGGUAGAGAGAAGAACCAUUAAAGAGCGCAUGGACCUACGCCGUGCCGUCAUGUUAGAGGAUUGGAUCGACAAGCACACUUCUUCUUCUUCCUCCUCUUCUUCCUCCUCGGAAACUGACACAUCCACAUACAACAAACAGCAUAAGAGACGAGAAGGUGGCGGCGGCGGCGGCGGUAGUUUCGCGAGGACAAAGUUAAGGGCCAUGAAGAUCUACGGCGAGUUGAACCAGAGAGUGAAGCAACCAAUUUCACCGGGUACGGGUAGCAGAAUCGCUAGCUUCCUGAGCUCAAUCUUCAGCUCGGAGAAUGUUAAGAAGGCAAAGAUGUGUUACGUUGGUGCAGUAGAAGAUGUUAGCUUCGACCACCACAGUAGUAGUAGUAGUAAAUCAAAGUCACCACCGUGUUUCUCUUCCUCUUCUGCUUCUUCAUUUUCAACAAGGUCUUGCAUGAUGAGCAACAAGACUCCUCCUCCUCCUCCAUCUUCGAAAGGAAAAACCAGUAACAACAACAACAAGAAUGGCGGUGUGAAAAGGUCUGUGAGAUUCUACCCUGUUAGUGUCAUCCUUGGUGAAGAUUCUCAACCAUGCGGCCACAAGUGUAUUUACGAGAAUGACCCUAAAAAGAACAAUAACAGUACAGAGAAUGAUGAUGAUGAUGAUGAUGAUGAUGGUAUGAGUUGUUCAAGUUCAGAUUUGUUUGAGUUGGAUCACCUUAUUGGAUCAUCAGCUGCAGGAAUUAGAUUCAAUGAAGAGCUUCCUGUUUAUGAAACCACCAAUUUAGAAACAAAUAAAGCAAUUGCUAAUGCUUUGCGUUUUUAGUUAGUUAUUUUAUUUUUAGUAUGUAGUAGUAGUACCCUCCAAAAAUUGUAAUUAAAAAUAAUCCAUUCUUCAUUCAUUAAUUAAUCUGCACUCAUUUUCAGUUUUUAUUA
Arachis ipaensis is the source of this 1373-nucleotide messenger RNA. RefSeq names its product protein BIG GRAIN 1-like A. The record is from RefSeq and is a predicted model, not a curated record. NCBI's taxonomy places the organism in Eukaryota, Viridiplantae, Streptophyta, Magnoliopsida, Fabales, Fabaceae. Gene Ontology annotation, biological process: auxin-activated signaling pathway.